GAUUCCUAACGUUGUCAAGGCUGGCCACAAGGCUGUACUGAUCAUCCUCGUCUUGGAUCUGUUGGGUCAGAAGGGGCAUCGUCCACUGCGCAUUCGGCCCCGAGGGAUGCUCCUGGGGCCAAGAACUGCUCGGCGGAUCGCCAAACACCUGAAGGGAUUAGACAAUAAAAUUCCCAUCAGUGCUGGCGAGGUCCGGCGAGCUCCACCUGCGGUGAGAGGUGGAAGGGCGCUGGGAGGCUGAACUCGGCUGACCAGGCCGAACCCCACCUAUGUCACUUAACUGUCUUUGUAAUUCUGGGGGAAAAUUAUCUAAGCUACGGUUUCCUCGUCUCCGUGAGAGGACAAUAACGUGAAAAGUUGUGAAGAAUGAAGACACGCAACUGACACGGUAUCUCCCGGCCAAACAGGAGCUACAAAUCCGCGGGGAGUCGGUUUUGUGCAGCCCGCGCCACCAGCCCCGCCUCCAACAAAACAGGCGAUGGCGGGGCGGGCCCGGAGUGUCCAGAUGAUCCUCCAAGAGUCCCAGACAAGCCCAUUCACCAGCCCGCCCGCGGGACAGCAUCGCUGACUAGUCUCGGGGUUCCCGAGUGCGGAAACCCUACCUUUGCGGUGGGGUCUGGACGCCCGAGAGCCCUUCCCAGCAAAGUCCCUGAGGAGGAGCGAGGCGGCUCCGAGAAAUCGCGGAGAAAGUGAAGCCAGUCCCGCCACUCUUCAGACGGGCCCUCCACCUCAGCCACCGUCACCACAGAGCUGAAGGAGGCCUAGAGAGCCGCGCGUGCCGCGCCGAGACCGGAAGGAGGAGCUGAGCGCUUAGAGCCGCAGAACCAUAGAGAUCGGAAAUAGGAGCGAGCGGCAGCGCCGGAAAGGAGGCCAAGAGCGCGGGCGGCGAGGCAAGAUGGCGGCAACCAAGAGGAAACGGCGUGGAGGUUUUGCAGUUCAGGCGAAGAAGCCAAAAAGAAACGAAAAAGAUGCGGAGCCGCCAGCUAAGCGGCACGCCACAGCAGAGGAGGUGGAGGAAGAAGAGAGGGACCGGAUCCCAGGCCCCGUUUGCAAGGGAAAGUGGAAAAAUAAGGAACGGAUUCUCAUCUUUUCUUCCAGAGGAAUAAAUUUCAGAACAAGACAUUUAAUGCAGGACUUGAGAAUGUUGAUGCCUCAUUCUAAAGCAGAUACUAAAAUGGAUCGUAAGGAUAAGCUAUUUGUGAUUAACGAGGUUUGUGAAAUGAAGAACUGUAAUAAAUGCAUCUAUUUUGAAGCUAAGAAAAAACAGGAUCUCUAUAUGUGGCUUUCAAAUUCACCUCAUGGACCAUCUGCUAAAUUCCUUGUUCAAAAUAUUCAUACUCUUGCUGAACUAAAGAUGACUGGAAACUGUUUGAAAGGUUCUCGGCCCCUUUUGUCUUUUGACCCUGCUUUUGAUGAAUUACCACAUUAUGCUUUGUUAAAAGAACUCUUAAUUCAGAUCUUUAGUACACCACGGUAUCAUCCCAAAAGCCAACCAUUCGUGGACCAUGUGUUUACUUUCACCAUUUUGGAUAAUAGGAUAUGGUUUCGGAACUUUCAGAUCAUAGAAGAAGAUGCUGCUCUUGUAGAAAUAGGACCUCGUUUUGUCUUAAAUCUCAUAAAGAUUUUCCAGGGAAGUUUUGGAGGACCAACUUUAUAUGAAAAUCUUCACUACCAGUCACCAAACAUGCAUCGGCGUGUCAUAAGAUCCAUCACAGCUGCAAAAUACAGAGAGAAACAGCAAGUGAAAGAUGUGCAAAAACUGAGAAAGAAAGAGCCGAAGACUCUUCUUCCACAUGAUCCCACUGCAGAUGUUUUUGUAACGCCAGCUGAGGAGAAACCAAUAGAAAUACAGUGGGUGAAACCAGAGCCAAAAGUUGAUUUGAAAGCAAGAAAGAAACGGAUUUACAAAAGGCAAAGAAAAAUGAAACAGAGGAUGGACAGUGGGAAAACAAAAUAAGUCAAUGGAAACCUGAUUUGUUUUUCAGUUAUUUUAUAUUUAUUUUGUAUUCAAUUUGUAAAUACUUUUAUUAUCUAAUACUGUCUUAUGUCUAAUUAGUAUAGCAUUUAGAAGAAAGAAAAAUUAAGAUCUUAAAAUCAGUGAUUAUCUUUUUCUAAAUAAAAUAUCACCAGAAUUCAUCAGU
Molecule: messenger RNA, 2141 nt
Organism: Pongo pygmaeus (Bornean orangutan)
Lineage: Eukaryota; Metazoa; Chordata; Mammalia; Primates; Hominidae
Gene: BRIX1
Product: biogenesis of ribosomes BRX1
Exons: 10
Coding region: 896-1957 (353 amino acids)
Biological process (GO): rRNA processing; ribosomal large subunit assembly
Cellular component (GO): nucleolus
Molecular function (GO): rRNA binding
Source: RefSeq, a predicted model, not a curated record